Tachyglossus aculeatus (Australian echidna) is the source of this 2174-nucleotide messenger RNA. RefSeq lists its product as uncharacterized. The record is from RefSeq and is a predicted model, not a curated record. The transcript has 13 exons. NCBI's taxonomy places the organism in Eukaryota, Metazoa, Chordata, Mammalia, Monotremata, Tachyglossidae. Bases 153 to 1934 code for a protein of 593 amino acids.
GACCUAACACCUCAGCCACCGGAACUCCCGAUUCCCUGCUUGACUUCUAGAUUGGAGGUUCGGAUGCCGUGUUGAAGAAACGGAAGUUGAGGAAAAGCCAGGAGAGGCAGAGUGAGGCCCCUUCUGUCGAGAAAGCAAACAGCCUGCCGAAGAUGGCACGGAAAUGUCGGGAAAAGAAGACAAAACCUAGCAACUGGCCAACCAUCGUUUCGUGGAUCCGGUCAUUCUGGAACCGAAUAACUCGGAAUCGGCAGAGAGAGGAAGAACAGAAUCAGGAGCUAGUUACAGAACCUGCUGUCCAACAACUCAUUAAGAAUGGGAAAUUUCUGGAAGCUUUCAAGUAUUUUAAGUGGAGUGACCAAGCGGAAGAUGGUAGCAAAGCAGCUCUUUUGAAAUUUCUGAAGCAGGAGAUGGAGAAAGCGGUGGAAACGGCCUUCCAAACGGGAGACCGGGCGUACCCCGAGAAGCCAAAGUCGGGGGAUGGUUUGCGUUUGCGGCAUGCAGAAGGGCCCCAGGAGAAAAUCAGGUCGGACGAAGAGUCAGAGGACUCAAUGAGCAUUUCCUCUAAUGGCUGGGACUCUGAUCUGGAAGAGCUGUUCAGGAAGUACGCUGAGUUGCAGAUUCCGCCAUUCGGACAGGACCUGUCCCAGAAGAUCGACGCGUAUUUGGAGGAACUGAACAACCACAUCAGGAAAAACCUGACGGGACAGAGGGAAGGAAACCUUUGUGUCCUCUACAGCAAAUGCUUCCAAGACGUUCUGCUGUCUCGCCUGAAUAUGAUUGCCUUCGAAAAACCUUCCUUGGCAGACCUCUGUCAGGUGUAUAACUGGGCAUCGUGUAAUAUUUUUGCCAAGGGGGAGAAGCGUGGCCAGGCAAAGGCCCAGGAACAGGACAGCUUGGACUCCAUAAAGUUCUGUUCUUUUUUGACUCAGCUUGAACAAGAGAUACUAAGACUGGUUCAGAUACAGCUGGAAGAGAAGCUGAAAAAUGUGAUGGACAUUAACAGGAAAACACCGGUCGCCCAACUUCCAAACCCCUUUUCUGAUUGCUAUAUGCUGGUAAAUGAUACAAUAAAGAACAUCGGAGUCCUGGGAGAUUCCAUAACCAGCAAGGCCAAAGUCCAGUGCCUGCAAACGUUUUCACACUUUCUGAAAAGCUAUGUACAAGAGGCAAAAGGCCUCCUUCAGCAUCAGGCCAAUCGAGAACACUCUCAAGAAUUCAAGAUCUUAGAAAACUGCUGUACCCUGAAGACGUGUCUUGGUUUUAUAAAGAAAUACCACUCCAGUCCCAAACUGAACUCCACCAUGGAUGAAGACCUGAAGACCAUUGAAGAAAUGACGAGGAACCAGCUCCUGCAGAGGUUUACAGACACACUCCAGGAAAGUCUCAAGGAUCAUUUCCAGGCCAUGAAUGGAGACCUCAGGAGAGUUCUUAAAUUAAUCAACGACAAUGUUUCCCUCUGCAAGCGGAUCCAAACCCCCAACUUUCCCUAUAAGACUCUCCUGAGGUGCUUCUUCGAACGGGCCGUCAAAGCGUACAUCGAGGUCCUCUUCUCCCACCUUUCAUCAAAUGAGAGAUCCUUUCGCACAUCGAGAUCGAAAAUCCCGCCAAAUGUUAAGGCUGACUGGCAGAGCCUGAAAACCUGCUUCCCCAUGGAUUUGAAUCCCAAAUCUGACAGCGAAGACCCAGUCCUGAAGGUUCUGGAACUGCUGGAGAUGAGUGAUGGAGAAAUGAAGCAAUCGGGGUUCCGUGCUCUGCAGCAAAAGUUUCCUUUUUUAAGUUCGAUCCAGGGCCGGGGAGAAUUUUGUGAGAAUGAAACAACCAGCCUCCUCGAGAUGACUGAAGAGGACGGGAUGGAAGUCUCCUGCUGCUGCUGCUGCUGCUGCCGCAGGAAGGUCCGGAAUCCGCAGAUACACUACAAACCCCUGGCCUGAAGGUCCCCAGGAGGUCCAGUGAACCAGUCAAAGAUAUCAGAAUGGCGCAGCAGGCAUAAGACAGUCCUAAGAUGCUGGAAACGGGCACCGUGCCGAGAGAGACGGCCCCCGGACUUUCCUGGGAAAAUCAGUCCAACCCGUGCUAUAGGCUCCGCUGGGGCUCGCAUUCUCCAGAAUCCACAGAAAGAAGUGUGGCCUAAUAGAUAAGAGGAUGGCCUUUCGAGUCAGAAGGACCUGAGU